CUGAGAGUUUAGAUAUAUGGAUGUCAAAUAGGAAAGAUAAACAUGCGUGUGGGAUUAUAUCAGAAGUUCGUAAAGAUCUUCCCUUGAUUGCAGAAUUCUUAAUGGAUUAAAGAAAGUACUAUGGAUAAUUCUGGAGGAUCUUGAUACUGCAAUUGCUGACUUAUAAAGUUAGAACAAUACAUUGAUUGGGCACUAACUGACAUCAUAAUAUGUAUGUAUAUCAGAAUAAGGUGUAGACAAUGGCUCUGUAUAACUACAGUGCCUCAUUACCCAGGGAGGCCUAUGUCAAUGAUCCAGAAGGUCUGGAACAAGCCUUAAAUGACAGGAAAGCACAUGGGAAAGAUCACUACACACUUGCCAGAGGGCUACAACUUGUAGCAGAAAAAGGGUAUUUAGAGUGUGUCCUUGUGUUCCUCAGGGCAGGUGCUCUGCCCGAUGCUCAUGACAGGAGUGGACAAACACCACUGAUUCUAGCAUCCAUGCAAGGCUAUGCUGAUAUUGUGGAGAUCCUAAUUCGCAAGGGAUGUAAUGUCAAUAAAAUGUGCCACAGAACACGCGCCACUGCCCUACAUUGGGCAUCUGCAAAUGGCCACCUGGAGUGUGCUGAGCUCCUAUUGGAUGCUGGAGCCAACCGAGAAGCCAAAACAACCAAUGGGAGAACACCUCUUAUGAUGGCAUCACGUAAUGACCAUGAUCUAAUCCUAGAAAUGCUUAUAAAAAACAACUGUGAUGUCAAUGUGUUAGAUGUUGAAUCUAACUCUGCUCUGCACCUUGCUGCCAUUGAUGGUGCCUAUGAUACUACCAAUCUAUUGAUUAAACAUGGAUGUAAAGUUGACCAGCCUAAUCAUUACGGAGAUACCCCAUUUUUGUUGGCAGCUAGAGGCGGGCAUAUUCAGGUGGUAAAGCGUCUGCUCCGUGCAGGAUGUGACAUUAACAGACGUGGAAGGUAUACCUUGAAUGCCUUACAUUGGGCGUGUGACAAAGGAGCCACAGAGGUAGCUAGCCUACUCCUUAGUAACAUGAUUUCCCCGAACUGUGAAACCAAGGAUGAAAUCUAUAGUGGAGACAUAGCCAUGGAACGUGGAAUGACACCUACAAUGUUAGCCUGUCAAAAAGGACACCAUAAAAUCUUAAAGCUUUUGAUUGAAGUUAAUGCUAAUAUACACACCUGUCAGAAUGGACACUUUUCUGCAUUACAUUUUGCUUGUAAACAUGGUCAUACGGAAUGUGUGCGUAUACUCCUAAACAAGGGAGUCAUACCUGAACCCCUUGGAGCAAGAUAUGAUUCAAACCCUGGGAUUAUAAUAUAUGAACCAACACCUUUGUUUAUUGCUGUAAAGUAUAACCAUCCUGAGGUGCUGGGGUUGAUCCUCCAAACAGGGGUCAAUCCUGAUAUCUACUGCUAUCACGACAGAACAGGCAAAGCCAUGAGUGCAUUAUAUCUAGCCUCCUCACAGGGUCGUGUGAAUGCAAUCCUGAAGCUCGUAAAAGCAGGUGCUGAUAUCACAGUUCUCUUAAAAGACUCCUCGAUAUCAAGUAGUUUGUUACAGGAUGCGGAAUUCACUUCGUGGCUAGAAGAAUGGAGGCACAGUCCUAUGUCAUUGAAGUUUCAGAGUAGAGUUCAAAUUCGAAGAACUCUGGGGUAUUUUCCCAACAAUAAAAUUGAAAUGUUUCCACUUCCAGACUCUAUGAAGAAGUAUCUACAAUUGGCGGAACUCACAGAAGAUUAGAUAAUGUUUGUGUUUAUAGAACUGAAGAUUCAGAAAGACUAUAUGCAAAUAAAUAUUGGUGCAUGGUUAAGUUUCUUUCUGUAUAUUUUACAAACAUGAGACAAAAAAUUAAUUUAAAGAAUGUAUGGAUAAAAAAGUCUUGGGGGUCAGAAAAAAGAAUACCUUAUUUCUAAAUGUGAACAGUAAAUGCGGAAGAUAUUCUAUAUGUUGAGAUAUACUAUUUAUUAGCUUGGACACUUAACAUAACAUGAAUCGAUGCUACAAACCCCA
Messenger RNA from Owenia fusiformis, 2000 nucleotides. Lineage: Eukaryota; Metazoa; Annelida; Polychaeta; Sabellida; Oweniidae. The record is from the annotation of a GenBank genome assembly.